CUGACAACAAGUGCUGUGUAUCCUGAUUUAAUCAGUAAAAAUCGCAUUUUUUCGCAAAAUCUAGGAUUCUGAUCACUUUGAAUUAACUGCCAUCAUCAUCAAUAACAAUGCCAGAAGGCCCCGAACUACAUUUAGCCAGUAGAUUAGUGAACAGUGUUUGCAGUGGGCGGCUUUUUUCUGGGAAAGUUAUAAAAUCUGAGGUUUCCACCAAAAACCCAGAUGUUGCCUGGGAUGCUGAGUAUUACACAAUAUCUGCUCAUUCAAGGGGAAAGGAGAUGAAACUCACCCUCCAAGAAUGUACAAAGAAUGACGAGGAAAAGUUGACGAAAACUAAUCCGCCAAAAGUGGGAAAAGUGUCGCACAUCAUUUUCCGAUUCGGGAUGUCUGGGAAGUUUAAGUUCGAUAAAGUGUCUGAUAUGCACAAACAUGCUCAUUUGAAGUUUUUUACAUCGGACGGCAACAUGGUGCUGAGCUACAUAGAUGUCAGAAGAUUUGGCAAAUGGGAACAAGAAAGUGACUGGGGAAAAAAGAGAGGACCAUGCAUUAUAUUCGAAUACAAAGAUUUUAGGUCAAAUAUUCUUUCACAUCUUGAUGUUGCUGCCUUCAAGAGACCAAUCUGUGAAGCAAUGCUCAAUCAACAAUAUUUCAAUGGAGUGGGAAAUUAUCUGCGAGCUGAAGUUCUUUACAGGCUAGGCAUUCCACCAUUUGUCGAGGCACAUUCAGUCCUGAAGAAACUUGAUGAGAGAGAGGACAUAGAGGAUGGCAAGGAGAUAAACCGAGACAACCCAGAUCUGAUUGACAUGUGUACUAUCUUAGCGAGAGAAGUCAUUGAAUUAGGCGCAACCAAUUACACAAUUGAAGAUGAUGCUAAAGACCAUUCAGCCUUCAAUGAUUGGCUCCAAUGCUACUAUCAGCCAGGGAUGAAUAAUAUCACUGAUCAUAACAGUAGGACCAUGUGGUUUAAAGGCAUUUCUGGGCCGAUGGCACCUAAAGAAAAAAGCCAACCAGGUAGAAAGAGGAAAGGCAAGAAAAAAGUUGAGACAGAUGAAGAAGAAAGUCCCCAAAAGAAAAUCAAAGUUGAAUUGAAGGCAGAAGUCCAGAGUGGUAACAAAGGAAGAAGACAGAGGGUCAAAUGGGAGAAUGAAGACAAUCAUGACUAUGUUGCCCCAUCUUCAAGGAGAUCUCAGAGGUCAAAGGUUAAAGUUGAAGAGGAAGCAGUUGAAGACAUGAAGCCACCAAAACGAUCUUCUCGCAAAAUUAAGAAAGAGGCCAGUUUAUCUGUGGUGAAGCCUCCAGUUGCUAGAACAAAACAGACAAAAAGGACAAGUAAAUCUAGGAUGAAGACAGAAACCAAGGACACUACUUCAAAGAAGACUGUGAGUGGGAGAGGUUCAUCAAGUUCAUCACCAGCAUCGGAUCAACGAGUUACCAGAUCAAGGACCACCAGAAAAUAGAAUCAGGAAAACAGAGACUGCCCCUCACCCUGGUAAAAUUUCGUAAAAGGCCCACAGGUUAAAGAGUUAAGAAUUCAACCAUUCCCAGGAAUAUGUUCAGCACUGAUGAUCUCAUUUGUACAAAUGUAUCUUGCAUGAAUUUCAAUAAUGAAUUAAUGCCUGUAUAUAUAUAACAUAAUGGUCAACAAUUCUCGGGACUAUUCACGAGACAGAAAUACUGCAUUUUGAUUGUUUGACUCCUCUGUAUUGUCCUCAAGCUACGAGGAGCUUACGAUUGAUGAAUGUUGAAUAAAUGUCUUAUAUUUUUUCAA
Messenger RNA from Lineus longissimus, 1765 nucleotides. RefSeq names its product endonuclease 8-like 1. Gene Ontology annotation, biological process: base-excision repair. Gene Ontology annotation, molecular function: DNA N-glycosylase activity; nucleic acid binding; zinc ion binding. Gene Ontology annotation, cellular component: nucleus. The coding region runs from base 108 to 1454 and encodes 448 amino acids. NCBI's taxonomy places the organism in Eukaryota, Metazoa, Nemertea, Pilidiophora, Heteronemertea, Lineidae. The record is from RefSeq and is a predicted model, not a curated record. The transcript has 7 exons.